Molecule: messenger RNA, 1502 nt
Organism: Helianthus annuus (common sunflower)
Lineage: Eukaryota; Viridiplantae; Streptophyta; Magnoliopsida; Asterales; Asteraceae
Product: caffeoylshikimate esterase
Exons: 7
Coding region: 386-1357 (323 amino acids)
Cellular component (GO): membrane
Molecular function (GO): lipase activity
Source: RefSeq, a predicted model, not a curated record
AGAAAUUUGCCGUUAAAAAAAAUUAUGAAAUUUUGAAUAAUCCGUUACUAUACAUAAACUAAUAACCUUCCUUGUGUGUACUAUUAUUAUCUUAAUUAACAAGUUAAAUCAAUGAAAAUUUUUAAAGCUAUUAAACGGUUUGACCCGCAUUAUAAACUAAUAUAUUAUGGAGCACAUAUGCAACCUCCAUAUUUUAGUAGUUAAGAAACGGUCAAUCAACCCAAUCCUAAAACACCACCCUACUUCUCAUCUCCAUAUAAGUAGGGUCAACCUUCUUCUUGUGUAAGCACUUCAUCUUCAGAUUCUAUAAUUUCUCUCUCUCUCUCUUCUAAUAUUUUUGGAUCAAUCAAAACAACAUUGUAUUUUCUCAAACACACUUUGUUUCAUGACGACUGAUUCUUCAAAUGUCAAAUACGAGGAGGAAUUUAUUACGAAUUUAAAGGGAAAAAAGCUCUUUACGUGUCGAUGGAUUCCAGUUGAUUCUGAACCAAAAGCUUUAGUAUUUCUUAACCAUGGAUAUGCUAUGGAGUGUAGUGUCUCCAUGAAAGGAGCUGCAAUGAGGCUUGUAAAGGCUGGAUUUGGAGUUUAUGGAAUAGAUAAUCAAGGGCAUGGAAAAUCUGAUGGAAUUAAGGGUUUCAUCUCUCGUUUUGAUGAUCUUGUUGAAGACUGUUCUCAACAUUUCACAAACAUUUGUGAAAGGAAAGAGAAUAAAAAUAAAUUGAGAAUACUGCUUGGAGAAUCUAUGGGAGGAGCAAUGGUGCUUCGGUUGCAUUUAAAGAAACCAGAUUUUUGGGAUGGUGGAGUCUUGGUCGCACCCAUGUGUAAGAUUGCAGACAAUAUGAAACCAUCACCAAUUAUGUUUAAUGUUCUAACACAACUUAGAAAAUUCAUACCAACAUGGAAAAUUGUCCCGGGUGACGAUAUUGUUGAGCUUGCCUUCAGAGAUCCUAAAAUUAGACAGGAAAUUCGCGAUAAUCCGUUAUGCUACAAAGGUCGCGUACGCCUGCAAACUGCUAUGGAGUUGUAUACUGUGACUGUUGACCUUGAAAAAAAGUUAAAAGAUGUGACAAUGGCGUUCUUGAUUGUGCAUGGAGAAGAUGACAAGGUAACCGAUCCUUUGACGAGUAAAUUGUUAUACGAGAAUGCUUCUAGUACCGACAAGACCUUCAAGUUGUACCCGAAAAUGUGGCAUGCACUCACUUAUGGGGAAUUUACUGAAAACACCGAUAUUGUUUUUGCUGAUGCUAUUAGUUGGAUCAAUGAGAGAAUUGCCAGAGGAAACUCGAGACUAGAGAGGGAGCAAAAGUCGAAAAACGAUGAGCCUCAUGACAAUGAUAAAAAGAAAGAUCAUAACUAGAUUAGGUUUCAAUUCUACUUAUAGGGUAUCCCUACAUUUCUUUCCAUAAUAAUUAUAAUUCCUAUAGUUUUUAGGGUUGUAAAGAGUAUGCAAAUUAAUUGUUUUGAUCUAGACAUGUUUAUAUGGAUCGAGAUGGUUGCGUCAA